Penaeus indicus is the source of this 1845-nucleotide messenger RNA. Its product is annotated as hemicentin-1-like. The transcript has 10 exons. NCBI's taxonomy places the organism in Eukaryota, Metazoa, Arthropoda, Malacostraca, Decapoda, Penaeidae. The record is from RefSeq and is a predicted model, not a curated record. Bases 58 to 1845 code for a protein of 595 amino acids.
CCGUCGCGGCGAGAGGCAUCGACGUCGUCCAAGGAGCGAGUGAACUAGUGCUGCGUCAUGUUGGGCGUCGCGGUGUUCCUGACGGCGAUCUUGGCGGUGGCCGGGGAGGACGUCUAUCCUACUGACGUUGACUAUACCCUCGACGUCUUGGAUCCCUCCAGCCUCGUCGGUCAGCUGACUGUAUCUCAGCUGAAGGAGCUCAUCGCGGAGACUAUGACCCAAGCAAUAAUCCCUCUGCACCACAACUGCACCGACUACAGCGAGAUGGGCGACUGCGGCCUUGUGGUGGAGCACAAACUGUGCGGCGCCAAGGAGUUAUAUGCGCGCUACUGCUGCCGCUCCUGCACCUUGGCCAAGCAGAUCCCCACUUACGGGCCUCAUCUCAGCCUCACCGCAAAGGUCCCGAUAAGCAUCAACGUCACUACAGACACGAUAAGGUACCCCCGGGGAAGUAACGUCACCAUCACCUGCGAAGCCACAGGGUACCCGACGCCCGAGGUUGUAUGGUUCAGAAAUUAUAAUGAAAUCAGCAGCACGGGGGAAUACCAUGAAGAGACCGAGGUUCUUGGCGGAAUCCUGAUGAAAACGAUACGGAGUAACCUCAUUAUUGAUAACUUUUCGGUGGAUUAUUCGCAUUUCCAGUGCAUGGCCAUCAACAGCGAAGGAAUUGCUAAAAGCUCCAUUACUAUAUAUAUUGAGGAUGAGCUUUCAGUCGACCUCUUUCCGGAAGUGCCAAUCAUGGAAGCCAAGGACGACGUGGUCCUCGACUGCGUGGCCACCGGAUCCGACGUCAACGAAGUCAUUUGGUUCCGGGAAGUCGAGCUUAUCCACAACUCGAAUGAAUAUAGGAUUAUUGAGCGGAGGUCUUUCGAGGAAGGACUUACGAAAAUCCACUCCAAGCUGACUAUUCUGAGGCACAAGACGGAAGACAGCGGCAGUCUCUUCACCUGUUCCGCGAUCGACAGAAAGGGAGGGAACAAGGAGAAGUGGAAGAGAGUCUACAUCUCAGACGACUCCACCUGCAGCCCUUUACUCUGCGAAGUGAACGCCUCGCUCCUCAUUAAGGGAAUCAAAAUUAGCGACACCGGCAAGUACAUCUGCAGGACCUCCAAUGUGAUCGAUAUGAAAGAUGCUACCGUCCUGCUACGACUUACGGAAGAUGGAGAAAUAUACAUCGACGUCGACUACAACGACUCCACCUGCAGCCCUUUACUCUGCGAAGUGAACGCCUCGCUCCUCAUUAAGGGAAUCAAAAUUAGCGACACCGGCAAGUACAUCUGCAGGACCUCCAAUGUGAUCGAUAUGAAAGAUGCUACCGUCCUGCUACGACUUACGGAAGAUGGAGAAAUAUACAUCGACGUCGACUACAGCUCAGGGAACGGUAGCUUCUAUCGACAAUCACAGUCGAGCAAAGAAGCACAGAAUCAGGAUGCCGAGGAUUCCCCGGCGCCUCUAAAAGUAGGUCAGUGUUGUCUCUUGGCCUUCCAAAGGUGCCCCACGGCCAUUGCGAUGCUGCCCGUCGGACCCUCCUAUGGUGGCCCUUCGUGUCCACAUGGCCCUUACAAUAUGCCUCUUUGGGCCUUCCAUUGGUACCAUUUAACCUUUUUACAUGUGGGCCUCUAUUCUUCGGCCUUCUACAAGUGCUUAUCUGGUAUUGGUGUUCCUUCAACUCUACCAAUAUUACCCCGUCGGCCCUUCAAGUGGUGCCACAACGGCCCUCGCAAUGGUGCCUUUGCGGCCCUACCAAUGUCGCCCUACGUGGCUUCUGUGGCACUUCCAAUGGUGUCUUUUUGGAGUUCUUUCAUGCUGUAUGAUAAUAAUGGGCAUAUAAUGCUAAUUGAUUAA